Tremella mesenterica DSM 1558 is the source of this 2082-nucleotide messenger RNA. RefSeq lists its product as uncharacterized. The record is from RefSeq and is a predicted model, not a curated record. The transcript has a single exon. Bases 1 to 2082 code for a protein of 693 amino acids. Lineage: Eukaryota; Fungi; Basidiomycota; Tremellomycetes; Tremellales; Tremellaceae.
AUGCCAUUCGCUCUUCCAGCUUUACCUUCGGGUAUAGUUGAUUUACUGGAUCGUUCUCCCCCUGUCGUUUAUCCUUCUCAUCGUGCCAACUCUCCAGCAAAUACACCUACCAAAAGACGUGAUCGUGAAUGUCCAAGAGGAAGAGAAAGAUCCCAAUCACAUUCUCGUUCUCCACAUCAUGGAAGAUCACAUUCUAUUUCAGUCGUCGACCCAACUUCUCGACAUCAAACUGGUGGACUUGGUCUUCUUCCAGGAGCGAGUGCGAGUGUAAAUGAUAUAACUAGUUUAUGGCAACGUGUACCAAGAUCUACUAUACCUCAACCACCUCAAAUUCCCGAUACUCCUCCAAGAAAUGGUAACCUACCAUUAGGUUCUUCAUCCGUUACCACAUCCACGCCACCCAGACCGACGCAUAGGAGAGCAUUAAGUGCCAUACCUGCAACUCCUGAUCCAUUCUUCGCUUUUCCAAGACAAGUCACUAUCAAACAUCCUUCUCCUAUGGGAAGAUUACAAGAAUAUUCACGAAAUCCUUUAGCUUCUGUGUCGGCAGUAUCACUUCCAACUCUUGCGGAAACGGAUAAUCAAAUUCCAUCCCCAACUUCUCCACUCGUUCGACCCGUAAGACCUAUGAGUAGAGCAUCUUUGAUUCGAACACCACUCAUUUCACCUUUACUCAUACCGAACGACAAUGAUAGAGAAAGGGAACCUGUUUCUCCAAUGUCUAUAGGUUCUUCUUUACCUGAUGAAAGACAAUUUCGAUUGGAAAGAGAUGUUUUCGUUCCUCCACCUCAACCGCAUCAAAGAAAACCUUGGUCUCCAAGAAGUCAAUCAGCACAAGAAAUCAAUACUGUCCGUCAAAGUGUCAUUUCUUCCGGAUCAACAAACGGUCAAAACAGUGAUACCUCUUCUCAAGAACGAAAUUCCGACCAAGGUGUUUCACAACCCAUACCAGUAGGUAUGUUAGGUUUAGAUGGUAUAAAAGGGAACGGAGAUUUAAGAGGUGGAAUACCAACACAUCCUUCUAUGUCUUUACGUAGAUUAAGUCUACAACCAAAAGUUUCAGAUGUUGCAGUAUUAGCAACUUGGUCAUUCCCUUCUUCACCAACUCAACCUUCUUUAACUCGUACUCAAAGUCUUAAACAUUCACAUACGAGUAAAAGAUUACAUGAUCUGGCCAAUAUGUCAUCAAACCAUUUAACACUAAAAGCUAAAACGGAAAUUCCUCCUUCGAUGGGUAGACGUUUAGUUAAUAUUACACAUCGACAUACACAUUCUUCUCCUAACCUAAACCAUCUACUCGAUCCUUCUCCCAUCAGGUUGAAAUCAACUCCUAUACCUUUCCCUCUUCUUCCAGGCGGGUUAGGAACUUCAACAUCAUCUUCAACCUCUUCCUCAUCUUCCGGUAAAAAUAGACAAGGAAUAGAAGAAACGGAAGAAGAAAAGGAAAGAAGAGCAAUGCCACCUCCUCCAAGACCGAAAUUACAGGAAGAACCAUCAGCUUUAGCUUCUUAUAUGGCAGCAUCACUUUCUUUUCGAAAUCAAAAUCAAAACCAAACUCCGAUAAUAAUACCACCUACACCAGAUGAUCGUCCUAAAAAAUUAGCUUCAAGUUCAGGAAGUAUGAUAUCAACGGAUGAAAGUGGUUUUAUGCCUUCUCCUACUUCUUCUGUCUUUUCAUUACCUAUUCAUUUACCUCCUUCUUUUUCUUUACCUUCUUUCCGACGAGAAAAUUAUGAAAUACAAGAAAGAAAUCUAAUGGAGUCUCAUCAAAGGGAUUUACAUCUAAAAGUGGGAUAUGAACAAAGAGGGGGUGAAGAUCAUGAUGGAAGGGGAAAAGAUGAAGAAGAAGAAGGAGGUAUAACGAGGAAUGAAGAGAUAUCAGGAAGGUUUAGAUGGUUUAAGAAAGCUUUCGGAAGUACUACUAAAGAUACUGUUGGAAGUCAUGAUAGACGAAAGAAAAGGUUGAGAUUAGGAGAGGAAACAAAUGCUUUGACAGAUACUUCUGAUGAAGAAGGAAUGGAUUUGGAUUUGGAGUUGGAGUUGGAUGAUGAGGAGGUUUAUAAGACAAUGGACGAUAUCUGA